AUUAUAAAAUAAGAGGAAAGGGAGAAUAUUAGAGAGAGAUAUGUAGAAGGUAAUUGUGUUGUAUUCUUCUCAUUUCAAUAUACCAUGUUUUAUAUAUACAUGAUGAGCAUAAUGUAACCUUCAUGGACAAUUAAGGUUCCAUUUAAUUGGGGGUUACAAAGGAGGUAAUGACAAAUGGGGGUUACAAGGAGGUUACAAUGGCUGGCAUUAUACUAAGGGUGUUACAACUUACAAGCCAUAAUGACUAUCCACAAUAAAUAUAUUUUAUAACAGGGCACGAGUUUUUUUUUCUAUUUUUUUGUAUAAAUUAUUUUCUUCAACUAGAUCUAUGAUAAAAGUAUUUAAGAUUAUUAUUCGUAUCAUACAUGAAAACAAUAAUAUUGAAGUGAAGUAUUUAACUUAUAGACCUGAGGCAUCGUCCGGACUAAACACUAGGUAAAUAAUUAAAAAAAUAUAAAAAUAAACAAAUACUAGAUGAUGAAUUAAUUACCCCAAUCGUUGAAAAAUCUGAUGAAGAUGGGUCCAGAUGAAUUAGAAAACCGACACGUCGCAGUAACGGACAAUUACAUGGACAGGAUGACUUGCCCGGGCAGAGAAAGAGAGGAGGUCAGUCUCAGAAGAAACAAUACUUGUCAGAUUUCGGUAUUUGAAUUCCAAACCCCACUUUCUUCACUACUACAGUACACUACUCUCGCAAUUUACCCCAAAAAAAAAAAAAUUUUAAACCCUGAAAAUUUGAAGAGAGAGAAAAAAAUAUUCGAGCUAGAAAGUCCGCCAUUAAUGGCUGCCUCUUUUUGUUUUUUCACUUUCUAUCCUUUACCUCUGCUUCCUGUUCUUUUCUCCUCUUUUUGUUUUUUUAUCAUCUUUUACUCUAGCAUCUAACUAGAUUCUAUAAAUUUGUCACAUUUCAAUUUUUGAAUUUGAAUCAAAAUUAAGGGUUACUUUUUUUUUUUACUUAUAUUUGUUUUUAGUUUUUAAUGUAGCAAAAUAGGAGAAAAAAGGGAAAGCAGUUUAAAUGACUGAAAAUGGACAGAUUUCGGCGAAGAAGACCGCAUGCUAGGGUUUCAUCGCCUUCAGUCAAUGUUUCCACCAUUGUUGAUCGAGGAAACCAGCUAGUUGGAAAGCAGAAUAGGUCGCCGAAUUCAGGUUCUCAUUCGGGUUCUUGCAGUAGCAUUGCAACUUCGGAGUUGUUAUUUGAUUUGGGAAGAGGUAGUGGAGGGCUGUCAACUGGUACCACUAUGAAGAAGUUAUUGGCUGACGAGAUGUCUAAGGAAACUGAAUUUGGAAGACGAUCACCAAGCAUUAUUGCUAGGUUGAUGGGUCUUGAUGGGUUGCCUACUCCGCACAACACUAACAAAAAGCAGAAGAGGCAGUCUGAUAGUCAUCAGCGGGGUUCUAAUUCAGCUGGGUUUUCCAAAAAUGGCAAACUUCAUGACAGCCGAUCGCACAGGAAGAAUGUAACGGGGCAACAGCCGUUUAAAGAUGUGUAUGAAGUUGUGGACGGAUUGAAUAUGGAAAUCAGAAGCAACACUUUCCAUGCAGCUUCCAAUCGGACUUCCUGUGAGGAUGAGAUUAGCUUCAUAAGGCAAAAAUUCAUGGAUGUCAAGCGUUUUUCUACUGAUGAAAACCUGCAGCAUUCAAAAGAGUAUCAUGAUGCACUUGAUGUGCUUGAUUCUAACAAAGAUCUGUUGUUGAAAAUUUUCCAGGAGCCUGAUUCUUUAUUUUCAAAGCAUCUUCAUGACUUGCACGAUUCUCCUGAAUCUUAUAUAAGGUGUGUAUUGGGAAUGAACUCCAAGAAUGCUUUAAAAUGUAAUAUUAAUGUUAUAGGGUGUCAGACAACUGGUGAAGCUUCUCAAAAAAUCGAUAUUAGACAUUCGCAUAAACAUUCGGCUAGCUGUUAUGGUAACAUGUACACUCCACAUAGUACAGAUUUGCAUAAUUCGAGUUUCUCAGGCGGUAAUGAGGAUACUUCAUCAAAUCCAACAAAAAUUGUGGUCUUGAAGCCUAAUCUGUGCAAGUCACUCAAUAUCACUAAAUCUGCAUCGUCCACCAGCACUUGUGAGCCGCAGUCUGAUUUCAACUUGUAUAAUGAGUGCUCGAAUGUAAAGCAUCUUGGACCUGAGGUGAGGUGUAAGGGAAGCAAGCAUGGUGAUUCAUACAAUUAUGGGAGAAAAUCUCGGGAAUCUAGAGAGCUGGCUAGGGAAAUUACUCGUCGAAUGAGAAAUAAAUUAGGAGCCGAUUCCUUUACUGUUUCAUCAUCCGGAUGUAAUGGGUAUAAAGGAUAUUCUGCUGAUGAAAGUUCUCACGAUACAUCUGAAAAUGAUUCGUCCGAUGAAUCAGAGGUCACUUUUGCAAGUUCCCGAACUUCAUCUAACAGGAUAGUUCCUAACAAAGCUUCAUCAUUACGCUACAUGGAGUCUUCUGUCAAUAUAGAGGCCAAAAAGAGACUCUCUGAGAGAUGGAAAAUGACUCACAGGUCUCAAGAGCAUGGAGCGUCUAGUAAAGGCAGCACACUAGCUGAUAUGCUUGCUAUUCCAGAUGUAGACAUAAGGCCACAGAGCCCGGACAUUGUAGUUCCUCAGGAUGAGCAUUUACAGACAUCUGGGAGGAAUGAUAAAACUGCAAAACUUAAUUCUCCUUUGGGUAUUAGCAGUAGGGAUGGCUGGAAGGAUGGCUGUGUUCAGAAACUAUCAAGGUCUAGGUCUCUUCCAUCUUCCAUUAAUCACCUUGGAAGUCCUAAAUCUAACUCAAGGAAUGAAGCAAUUACUGCAGAAAGGUUUCUGAUUCGAAAAGAAAGCGUUGAUCAUAUGAGAAACAAGUCUAUUAAGAGGAAUUCUAGAAGAAAGGGUGUAUCUUUUUCAGAUAGCAGGAAACCUAAUAAUGAGAAAUUUGAGUCUGUUGAUGUAAAGGUAGAUAUGGUUGAUGAUAUACAUAAAGUGCAAUGCAGUGGAAACAUGAUAAAUAUUACCACUGACGAGAAGGAUUCACCUGAUGUAAAAACUGUGAUUCUAGAGGUGCCAUCAAGUAGAAAUGAUUCACGUCUAGCCCUUGUGGAAAAGGAAAAGAACAAUGUUUAUGAUGAACCAGCUACGGCAUCUCCGUCCUGUAAUAUACCAGAAGAUGGUUCCUCUACAAAUGACAUGCCAUCUUUGCCACAGGUAGGAGAUUCCUCUUGUCUGCAGUGUGCUGCAACUCAUGCAGAUUCUCCUGCAAACAGCAAGGAGUCUGAGCAACCGAGUCCUGUUUCAAUUUUGGAAGCCCCUUUUGUUGAAGAUGUUUCAUCUGGUUCAGAGUGUUUUGAGAGAGUCAGCGCUGAACUUCAUGGGUUGAGAAAACAACUUCAGCUUCUUAAGCUGGAAUCAGAAGGUUACAAUGAAGGAUCUCUGGUCGUUUCCAGUGAUGAAUACGGGGAGGAUUCAACCGAGUUGCAUGAUGGCAAGCACUUUCCUCAAGUUGGAGAGUGCUGGGAAUCUUGGUACUUGGUAGAUGUGUUGACCCUCUCUGGGCUUAAUAAAACUGAUUCUGAGUUGUUUCAUGGAACAUGGCACUCCCCAGAUUGUCCUAUUGACCCCUGGGUGUUUGAAGAUCUAGAGAAGAGAUAUGGUGAAUUGGAGUCAUGUUCAAGAUCUGAGCGAAGACUGUUAUUUGACCAUAUAAAUGCCCGAAUAGUAGAGAUCUCUGAGCAAAUUGUAGAUUUGGAGUCGUGGACAAUGACAUCAAGAAAGAAUAUUGGUCCACAAUGGUUGAAAGAUGUACUUAAAACUGAGCUUCAUAAACUUCUUGAGAAGCAGGAAAACAAGGUAGCAGAAAAUGCCAUUGACAUGUUGAUACUCAGUGACAUGAGGUGGAUGAAGCUAGGAGAGCACAUCAGUGCUGUAGGUAGGGAUAUUGAAGUAUUGUUAAUAGAUGAGCUAAUAGCAGAAUCCAUCAUUGGGUAGAGAGGCCUCAGCAUCUAAUUUAAUGUAUAUGUGUAUGAACUGAGCGAUCAGUUCGGUAGAGGACAAUAAGCUGUCUGAAAAAUCUGUAGGAAUUUUUUUACAAGAAAUAAGAAUUAGGAUGAUGUAUCAACUUAUCAGCUCCAAGUAUAUUAAUCAUAGUGUUAAUGUUAUUAGCUCAUUAACAUCGUUAGUCCUC
Molecule: messenger RNA, 4134 nt
Organism: Chenopodium quinoa (quinoa)
Lineage: Eukaryota; Viridiplantae; Streptophyta; Magnoliopsida; Caryophyllales; Amaranthaceae
Exons: 5
Coding region: 1026-3938 (970 amino acids)
Source: RefSeq, a predicted model, not a curated record